CUGGGGUUAGGUUGUCUCCAAUGCUGGCAGAGGAAAUACUUAACAACAGCGAUUUUUCAGCAGCCAUCGAGUUUGGGAAAGUUAGAGGAAAAACUGAAAAGCGAAGUUAGGGAAUAAGGCAAACUGUUAGCACUUCAGACUGAUUCUGUCCUUUAUAAAAAGAUUACUUCUCGCUUUUAGCAUUUCUGUGAGGAAACAGUUACGGGACCUUGAUUUUUCAAGAGGACCUCCAGUGAGAAAUCAGGCUUGAGGAGGCUCAGCAGCGGUCAGCAUGGCCCAGUGGAAUCAGUUGCAGCAGCUGGACCCCAGAUACCUGGAGCAGCUCUACCACCUCUACAGCGACAGCUUCCCCAUGGAGCUGCGGCAGUUCCUCGCCCCCUGGAUCGAGAGUCAGGACUGGGCCUACGCUGCCAACAAAGAAUCGCACGCCACGCUGGUUUUCCACAACCUCCUGGGGGAGAUCGACCAGCAGUACAGCCGCUUCCUCCAGGAGAACAACGUGCUCUACCAGCACAACCUGCGCAGGAUCAAGCAGCACUUGCAGAGCAAGUACCUGGAAAAGCCCAUGGAGAUCGCGAGGAUAGUGGCCCGAUGCCUGUGGGAAGAGAAUCGAUUGCUGCAGACUGCUACAACCACGGCCCAGGAUGGGCAGGCGUCUCACCCCACGGGCACGGUUGUGACGGAGAAGCAGCAGAUUCUGGAGCACAACCUGCAGGACGUGAGGAAAAGAGUGCAGGAUAUGGAACAGAAGAUGAAAAUGCUGGAAAACCUGCAGGAUGACUUUGACUUUAACUACAAGACUCUGAAAAGCCAAGGAGAAAUCUCCCAGGAUCUGAACGGGAACAGUCAGGCAGCAGCAACGAGACAGAAAAUGGCACAGCUGGAGCAGAUGUUGACAGCUUUGGAUCAGCUCCGAAGGCAAAUCGUGACCGAGAUGGCGGGGUUGCUGUCGGCCAUGGACUUUGUGCAGAAGAACCUGACGGAUGAGGAACUGGCGGACUGGAAGAGGCGGCAGCAGAUCGCCUGCAUCGGGGGACCCCCCAACAUCUGCCUGGACCGCCUGGAGACCUGGAUUACCUCUCUGGCCGAGUCCCAGCUGCAGAUCAGACAGCAGAUCAAGAAGCUGGAGGAGCUGCAGCAGAAGGUGUCCUACAAGGGCGACCCCAUCGUCCAGCACCGGCCUGCCCUGGAGGAGAAGAUAGUGGACAUCUUCAGGAACCUCAUGAAAAGUGCCUUUGUGGUGGAGCGACAGCCAUGUAUGCCUAUGCACCCCGAUAGGCCUCUGGUCAUUAAGACAGGGGUGCAGUUCACUACCAAGGUCAGGUUACUGGUGAAAUUUCCCGAGCUGAAUUAUCAACUGAAGAUUAAAGUCUGCAUCGACAAGGAAUCGGGGGAUGUGGCAGCAUUGAGAGGUUCCCGCAAGUUCAACAUCUUGGGUACAAACACGAAAGUGAUGAACAUGGAGGAGUCCAAUAACGGCAGCCUCUCCGCUGAGUUCAAACACCUGACCCUGAGAGAGCAGCGGUGUGGGAAUGGAGGCCGGGCGAACAGUGAUGCCUCUCUGAUCGUGACCGAGGAGCUGCAUCUCAUCACCUUCGAGACUGAGGUCUACCACCAGGGGCUGAAGAUCGACCUGGAGACGCAUUCUUUGCCUGUGGUCGUCAUCUCCAACAUCUGCCAGAUGCCCAACGCCUGGGCGUCCAUCCUGUGGUACAACAUGCUGACCAAUCACCCUAAGAACGUCAACUUCUUCACCAAGCCCCCCGUGGCCACGUGGGACCAGGUGGCCGAGGUGCUGAGCUGGCAGUUCUCCUCCACGACCAAGCGGGGGCUGACCAUCGAGCAGCUGACCACACUGGCGGAGAAGCUGCUGGGACCUUGUGUGAACUACUCUGGGUGUCAGAUCACAUGGGCAAAGUUCUGCAAGGAGAAUAUGGCAGGGAAAGGGUUUUCAUUCUGGGUGUGGCUGGACAAUAUCAUCGACCUGGUGAAGAAGUACAUCUUGGCAUUAUGGAACGAAGGGUACAUCAUGGGUUUCAUCAGCAAGGAGCGCGAGAGAGCCAUUUUGAGCACCAAGCCCCCUGGCACCUUCCUUCUGCGCUUCAGCGAGAGCAGCAAGGAGGGAGGCAUCACCUUCACCUGGGUGGAGAAAGACAUCAGCGGGAAGACGCAGAUCCAGUCCGUGGAGCCCUACACCAAGCAGCAGCUGAACAGCAUGUCCUUCGCCGAGAUCAUCAUGGGCUACAAGAUCAUGGACGCCACCAACAUCCUGGUCUCUCCACUCGUGUACCUGUUUCCAGAGAUCCCAAAGGAGGAAGCGUUUGGGAAGUACUGCCGCACAGAGAACACCGAACAACCGGAUUUCACAGACCCAGGUAGCACAGUCCCUUAUCUGAAGACAAAGUUCAUCUGCGUGACCCCGUCCCCAUCUGUGUUCAUGGACAUGCCGGACAGCGAGCUGCUGGCCAACGGAUAUUCGGGCACCAAUUCGGGCAACACGAGCGAUCUGUUCCCCAUGUCCCCUCGCACCCUGGACUCGCUGAUGCACAACGAAGUGCAGGAACCUAAUCCAGGAGGAGGGCCUCUGGAAUCUCUCACCCUGGAUAUGGAGUUCACUUCCGAGGCAGCCUCGCCCAUGUGAAGCAAGGCCUUCCCACCAAGGCAGUCGCUGUAUUGGUCGAAAGACAGAAGGCCGAAAGCUCUUACUCCAUUUUAAUAGCUGUGGCUCUUGCUGCACCUGCUCUUGCUGUAAUACUGAUAAGCGCUGUUAGGACAGGUUUUAGUUGGGGACAUUUCUUUCUUCCAGACUACAGCUACAUGUGUCAACCCCAAUUUUUUUAAGAGCUAAACAUCAGCGCUUUUUGAGUCUCGCUGUUCAUGCCGUUCCACCUCCCUGCCCCCCAAAAUCGAGAGCGAGCACUGACACUAACACAUCGCGGACUGGUGGAGCCAAAAUCCCGCAGUUUCACGAGAAAUGGAGUAAUAGCUAUUUCCCAUGUGUGUUUUUAAGCUGUCUUUAUUCUUACUUCCUAAAAAAUAUCUUAUGGUUAAAGAAUUACAUUUUGAAGCAGGCUGUGCAUCGUGUCGGAAACUAAAUUUCGUUUCACGUGAUUAGCUUUUUAUUAGGUUCGUUGUUGGCACGGUUUGCUGAGAAACCGACACUCCAUGCUCGCGUUUGGGAGAGAGAGCUUGGAGUUUCAGGAGAAUUUCCUUAAAGAGAGAUAUUAACAAGUUUGAACACCUUGUCUUUUAGUACCGGCUUGGACAUUUGCCUGUAUUUUUCAGUGUUUUUGUUUUUGAUAUAUUUUCUCUUGUUGGCUUUCUCUGACUCAACAGCAAAGAAUGUGUAGGUAUUAAGUUUAGUACUGGUUAUCCUCAAAUUCCCUAAAGUAGCGGGUGUUUUCGGAAGUCCAAUGUUUUUGUUAGAAAGAAUCAUGUCGGUAUUAUUUCAGCCUUUAUAAAUGGGGAAGGUCUCCAAACCUCCCACCUGACCCUUCAUUCUCACUGUUCCCAAAGAGGCUAAAUAUUCCGAUCAGCGUUCAUUGGACCAUGCUAGUAUCGCCCUGCAAAGUGAUUUUACAGUGCUUCAGCUCCAGUGUUAAUAUGAUCAGUACUCUAAAUGCAGAUCUGAAAAGUCUGUCACGUAUUACAAGGAAUCAAGGUUGUUUUCCUUGUUUCUAAUAAGCAUUUUCCUUUCCUAAUCAAGGAUGCAGUCAUAAUUGUGGGGAUUUGACCAUUUUGGUUGAUGUAUGAAUCUUUUAGGAAAGAACUGAACAUAAUUUUGUAUUACUUGUCAUGUGAGUAGAGUCCAAGCGAUGCUCUGCACUGUGGCCGAAGAGAUUUGAUAGUUAUUUGAAUCAAAUUAAAGGGUCUAAUGGGGGCCCAUUCUAGAAAGGGAGAAGUAUGUAGUGCCUGCCUGAAGUGAAUGGUCUUGGUACUGGUGGUGCCAGCUAAUAUGGAUCCAGUUGGGUUGUGUUCCAUCUCGCUGGAGCCUCAGUGUUGCCUGUGAAUAUAUAGGUGACAUACCUGGGACUUUCACUUGCGUGAGUUUGAGUUUGUUAAUGCCCAGUACCCUGGUUUCUUUGAUAUAAUGGCUGGGUGAGAUCCCUGGGUCUAUUUACUGCCAAAUGAGCCCAAACGGCCUCCCCUCAUUAAUAACCUUUCGUAUGGUCUUGCGUGCAGUCUUCCAGACGUCACUCAGGUGCUAUGGAAAACUAAAGAAAUGGGGAGGGGAAAAGUCUGGGCGCCAUAAAUGAGGAAACGUGGCUGCCCUCUCUGCACGUGCCCAUGUUGCCCUCCGAACACGUCUGAGAGCCCUGCAAACAAGGCAAAUGAAAACGCAAUCAGGUUUACGGCAGCAGUGCGCUGAUCAAGUCUCUGGAGUCCUGUGGAGUUCUCCUUGAGACGGGGCCUCUGCUACUCCCAUCGCAAGAGACAUGGAAAUGAAACUCAAGUGGCAAAACCAAGGACUAACCUUCCAUUUGCAUGUGCAUCUUUCUCAAUCUAUCUUUAUUCUUUCUCCAUAGGAAGAGAAUGUCUGUAUUGCUAGAGGGAUUCGCGGAUGGAUUGCGUUGGCUGGGAAGGGGCCGGGGUCGGUUCGGUUGUUUCCCGAGAGGGUCCGUGGUGCUCUGUGCUUUCGUUCAGCCGCGUGCCGGUGGGGAAGUGCGCAGAGCCCAGGUCUGGACCGCGUUCCUCCACAGUGGCGGCGACUCGGAGGCUGUGGUUUGUCUGGGACAUCGACGCGACUUUGAUGGGUUUUGAAUCGUGUACAUUUUCACACUAUAGGAUGUUUCUUUAUUCUGUAAAUUAUGCUGUAACUAAUUGCUUGUAACUUUUUAAUAAAAACAAAUGGUUAUACGCAAA
Lepisosteus oculatus (spotted gar) is the source of this 4863-nucleotide messenger RNA. RefSeq names its product signal transducer and activator of transcription 3 (acute-phase response factor) (gene stat3). Lineage: Eukaryota; Metazoa; Chordata; Actinopteri; Semionotiformes; Lepisosteidae. Gene Ontology annotation, molecular function: DNA-binding transcription factor activity, RNA polymerase II-specific; RNA polymerase II cis-regulatory region sequence-specific DNA binding. The record is from RefSeq and is a predicted model, not a curated record. Gene Ontology annotation, biological process: defense response; response to peptide hormone; leptin-mediated signaling pathway.